AUGUGUGAUCGUGAAUCCAGACUGAAGGCUAUUGAGUCAGCUAUUGGUACCUUUCCGGAUUUCCCAGUAAAGGGUAUUCAGUUUCGAGAUAUUUUCGGUGUAUUCCGAAACCCUGUCUUAACGCAGUAUUUGCUGGAUGAAACAUACAAUAUUGCUACAUGUAACAUACAAUGCGGAAAGAAAAUAGAUGCUGUUGUAGGCCUUGAAUCACGUGGUUUUCUUCUUGGACCAACUCUGGCUCUUCGAUUGAAUUGUUCCUUCGUCCCUGCUCGAAAAGCAGGAAAACUUCCAGGUCCUUGUUACUCUCAUACAUACGAGUUAGAAUAUGGAACUGAUACUCUGGAAAUUCAGAGAGAUUCUGUAAAACCUGGGGAUAAUGUACUGCUGUUCGAUGACCUAAUAGCUACUGGAGGAACCUUAGAAGCGUGUGUCAAAUUAAUUAGACUGGCAGGCGCAACUGUCUUGUCCAGUUUGACGUUUAUGGAACUGAAAGAUUUGCCUGGACGUAAAAGGUUGGAAGAUCUUGGAGUGAGUGUACACUCAAUCUUCCAAAUUUAA
This is a messenger RNA of Trichobilharzia szidati, 558 nucleotides long. The record is from the annotation of a GenBank genome assembly. Lineage: Eukaryota; Metazoa; Platyhelminthes; Trematoda; Strigeidida; Schistosomatidae.